AUGAGAGGGUACCAAUAAAAGUAUGGAGGUGGAUAAGGCCUUUAACCAAUUACUGAAUUAGAAAGUGAAAAUCAUACAAGCAUGUAUAUUUAGAAUUAUAAUUAAUUUGGGCUAUAAUAAUCAAACGGAGGAGCAUUCAAUAAUAAUUUUUAACGCAACCAAGGAGUACAUAAUUAGUAAUAAUAGAAUUAUAGCAACCCUAAUUUUGUAAGAGAAGAAAAUUUAAAAUAUAUAGAUUUAGAGAAAAUAUUUAGCGAUACAGACGAUUCAGCAUCUCGCAUGAAUGAUAGUCUUUUAGAUGAUUGCGAUAAUUUAGUACCCAAAGAGAAUUAACGCUAAUUCUAACAAAAUGUAUUGAACUAAUUUCAAAACUACAAAACUUAAACAAAUAAAGAUUUAACCAAGAGUUAUGGAUAAAAUUAUUAAAAUGAUAAAACUUUGGAUUUAACUUUAAAUUUAACUAGAAACUACAAUUCCGGUGGUGGAAACAAUAUGAUUCUCGGUGGAGCUCACGAAAACUCUAUAAAUGAUAGCUUAAUGUAUAUAGUUAAUGAAUUAGGUGGUGACAGUCGUUUUCGCCAAUAAGGAACGCCAGCUUCGAUAAAUAAUAACAAUAAUAACAAUUAUAUUCAUAAUAAUAACUAAAUAAAUUUAAAUGAUACAUAAGUCAUGUAUUAGAAAUAUGAAGAUACUGUUAAAAUGAUGAGCUAAUUAUAAAAGCAAUUAGGAACUUCUGUUGAUAGCAAUCAAGCAUCUCAAUUACUGCGCUCAGAUAGAUUUAGGUCUAGUAUAGAAAGCAAUAAUGAAGCUAUAAAAAGAUCUCAAAAUCCAUAAAACAUAGGUAGUACUUCUUAAUAGCAAUUUUAGUAACCUUAAAUAUAAUAGACAUACUCGUCAGGAAGCAAUUCAGGUGGUAAUUCACCAAGUACAAAUAUAUAGUACAACUUACGCUAGCCGAAACCAUAAAUUGAAAAUAACAAAACUUAAUAAGGAUAUAAGCAGAACGAAAAAAUCACCUAAGGCCCAUCUAUUACUAAUCAAUAUCUCCCAAAUACCUAGAGCACGUCUAUUUCAUCAGACUAUAGACAAAACCCUAAUUUUAACAACUCAAAUGGGUACGAAUAAUAAUUAGCUUACUCGAAUCUAAAUUAAAACAACCCAGCUCUAAAAUAUUCUUUGUAGUCACCUUAAUAAAAUCAAAGUAUGAAUAACAGCAAUAUGCAAUCUUAGUAUUUAACUCCUUAGAGCAACAAAUAAGCUACUAGUUAAUUUGGAAAUAACUCUACAGUAUUUUCAAGUCCCUAAAGCAUUUAAUCAUCAUAAUUUUCAGCAUUUUAGGCAUAAGGCAUGAACCCUAAGUAAAGAAGGAUAUUUAAUAUGGAAUAAAAAGCCAUUUUAAAAUAAGCUGAGUAGCGUAUUUAGCUAUCUAACGAUCCAUUUUUAUAUUAAAAGAGAAUGGAGUAAGAAAUUCUAAGCGAUAGAAAUUAUUAGAAGAUGGUAGAAGAGGAGUUGCCAGUUUUUUGUAUUAAUUGCGAAGAAUAUAUAAAGCUUAAUGACGUAGAUAAGCAUGCCGAAGGAGAAUGUGAAGCCUUUUAGAAAAGGAAAGCGUAGUAAAAAUAAAACCCUUCAGUGAGUAGUUAUGGUGGUGGUUUUAGACCUGGAGAAGGUGGAGAUUCUUACUUAAGCGAAAUUACUGAAAAGAUUGUCUAGAUUGAAUAAUAAAUAGGAUCUCGUCUUGCUAAAUUAAAAUAGUAACCCUAUUCUUAGUUAAAUAAUUAGUUAAUAGAAGCUUCAGAUGCUGUCAUUCGCUAGAGCUAAAGCAUCCGCUUUAAUAACGAAAAUGCGAUUUAAAUCCACCAUAAUGUGUAAUAAAUUUAACUUUAACGCUAGCAGAUAACAGUUUUGCACAAUGACAGCAAAAAUGUAGGUAUGCUUAUCCUUUGGGAUCGCUUAAUUUUCCUUGCUGACGAGAAAGCUCUGAGAGUAAGAUACUUCAAAGAAAGAUAAUAAAAUUUAAAUUUAAGCAUGGCAAAUACUUCUUAAGAUAGAGAAAUCAUGAUGCUUGAACAGGAGUUAAAAAAACUAGAGAGCUUAACAUAAAAGGAAAAAGAAAAGGUUUAAUAUUGGAAAAUGCAAAGCGAAAUGAUGGAGUAAAUAAAAAAGUAAGAUAUCAACAACCUCAAAUACAUUAAAGAUAAUCACUCGUAUUAGAUUAUUAAAAAUCUAUAAUCAGAGAGAGAUUCUGAAACAUAAUCAUCUGCAGGAUUGUCUUCUUAAACAGGAGAUUUUGUUAUCACAAAUUAAUUGUUAAUAAAUAAUCCAGUAACAUAAAACGCUGAAGAUCGCAAAAAAAUUUUCUUCAAAGAAGCCUUAAAUGUUAAAUUCAGCUUUCCUUAAAAUCAUCGUUCUAGAAAUGUGGAUUUACAAUAACUGUACGAUGCAGCUAUUAAAUAAAAUAUUCCAUAAUAAUAGUGGCCAGAAUUUAUACGCAACAGAAUGAACUAAAUAUGA
Tetrahymena thermophila SB210 is the source of this 2511-nucleotide messenger RNA. RefSeq lists its product as hypothetical. The record is from RefSeq and is a predicted model, not a curated record. The transcript has a single exon. NCBI's taxonomy places the organism in Eukaryota, Ciliophora, Oligohymenophorea, Hymenostomatida, Tetrahymenidae.